Chaetomium strumarium is the source of this 1539-nucleotide messenger RNA. RefSeq lists its product as uncharacterized. Bases 1 to 1539 code for a protein of 512 amino acids. The record is from RefSeq and is a predicted model, not a curated record. NCBI's taxonomy places the organism in Eukaryota, Fungi, Ascomycota, Sordariomycetes, Sordariales, Chaetomiaceae. Gene Ontology annotation, molecular function: protein binding; cis-regulatory region sequence-specific DNA binding. Gene Ontology annotation, cellular component: nucleus. The transcript is spliced from 2 exons.
AUGUUUCUACUACCUUCACACCAACGGCAGCUCCGGAACCGCGCCGCGGAGGAGGAUGGCAGUGGGAGUUGGCCGUUGGUGAGUCAAUCAGUGGUUGAAAAUGGAAGCCAUGAGGGAUCUAGUCUCGAAUCAUCUGUACCUCCGCACCCACUGGGCAUCAAACCCCUAGGCAACAAGUACUUCUCCAACGAACCGGAUGCGCGGAGGUUCAUGGGUGUCUUGCAGGUCCUGCCGGACGAGAUGCUAAUGCAACUGCUUGAACACUUGGAUGAGCGGAGCUUGAGACUGCUGGGAUAUACAUGCAGGUUUCUCUUUGCCUGCUGCGUAGCUGACGACAUCUGGAAGACGAUAUUCUUAGAGUCAGAGUUCCGCCACAAGACCUCCUUCCAGUGGCGAGGAUCUUGGAGAGCGACGGUCCUGGGUCUGUCGCCCGAACAGAAGAUCAGGAUAGACUGCAGCAGUGUCUUUUCGGAUGUACUACACAGACCGUUUGUGUGCAGUCAUAUCGCUCUACGUAACUACACCGAGCACAUCCCCGCAGCCAACGAGAUUGAUCGUUUCGAAGAUCUCUCGUACGAGGAGUUCGCAGAGAAGUGGAGCAAGAAGCCCUUCGUCCUGACGAAAUGCAUCCAGCCUUGGCCAGUCACCAAGUCAUGGAGCUUGGAGAGCCUUCUCUCGCAAAAUGCCGAUGUCGUCUUCCGAGCGGAGGCGGUGGACUGGUCAUUCGCUACGUACUACCAGUACAUGCGAAACAACCAGGAUGAGAGCCCCCUUUAUCUGUUUGAUCGGAAGUUUGCCGAGAAGAUGGCGCUGGGGGUCGGCAAGGAGGAAGGGUCGGCCUAUUGGAAACCCGACUGCUUCGGGCCGGACCUGUUCGAGCUCCUCGGGGCCGAGCGUCCGGCGCAUCGCUGGCUCAUCAUCGGACCCGAGCGUAGCGGAUCUACCUUCCACAAGGACCCUAAUGCGACGAGCGCCUGGAACGCCGUGAUCCAGGGCGCAAAGUACUGGAUCAUGUUUCCUCCCUCAGCAUCCGUGCCUGGAGUGUUUGUUUCCAGAGACAGCAGUGAGGUCACCAGCCCACUCAGCAUCGCUGAAUGGCUCCUCGAGUUCCACGCAGAAGCGCGCAAGCUGCCGGAGUGCAGGGAAGGCAUUUGCAGAGCGGGCGAAAUCCUGCAUGUCCCGAGCGGCUGGUGGCAUCUCGUGGUGAACCUGGAGGACGGGAUUGCGCUGACACAAAACUUUGUGCCCGAGUCUCACCUCGGCGGUGUUUUGUCUUUCUUGAGGGAUAAGGCAAGCCAGGUGUCCGGCUUCAAAAGGGACAUUGUCGACCCUUACAGCCUUUUCGUUGAACGCCUAAGAGAGGAGCGUCCUAACCUGCUGGAGGAAGGUCUCCGGCAGUUGGCCGAGAAGAAGAGGCGAUGGGACACCGUGGUGGGCGAUGACGAAAGCUCCAGUGACCGCCCACAGAAGAAGAGCAGUGGCUUUAGCUUUGGUUUCGGCUUUGGCGAUGAGGAAGAUGAUGAAGAAGAGAGACCCUGA